AUGUCUGCCCGCUAUUCGGUGCUGCUCGCGCUGGCCCUGCUCGGCGUCCACCUCGACUACUCCCGCGCCGUCAAGUGCUACAGGUGCCACUCCGGCCAGGGCUACGACGGUUCCUACCACCCGGACUGCAUGCAGGGCAGCAAAGACAUGCCGACUUGCGAGGACGAGCAGUGCUACGCUCAGAUCGACGUGGAUGGAAAGGUUAUGCAGCGAUCCUGCGGCCGGAAAGAGCCAACCAUCACCUGCGCCCCGCAUAAAGGGAUUGACGGCGUUAUGCGGGUGGACUGUGGGUGCGACACUGACCUGUGCAACAACUGGGAACCGGCCACCCUGAAGGCCAAAGCGGCCACCUCAUCCAUCCCCUACCACAUCGCCAUCGCCGUCGUCGGCGCCAAGAUGAUCGCCUGUUUC
Mesorhabditis spiculigera is the source of this 411-nucleotide messenger RNA. The record is from the annotation of a GenBank genome assembly. Lineage: Eukaryota; Metazoa; Nematoda; Chromadorea; Rhabditida; Rhabditidae.